CACCAGCUCAUUUGCCAUGUGGAAAAAUAAAAAAUACACAUUCCUAAUAGAUUGGGGUUUCUUCUCUCUCCCUGUCUCUAUGGAUUUACUGAGUGCUCAAGCAAUUGUAAUCGUCCUCAAAACAAAAUAGCUAUUGUUAAAAAGUGGGGAUAAUUUAUUUAAUGGUUUCUGCAAUCAGACAAUCUAGGCAUUAUAAAAAUUGCAGCCAUGCUCCAAGGAACCAUAACAUGAGAAGUGGUAGUUCUCAGUUGUACGGAGUGUAGAAUCAUGCUCUUCUAGUUAUACUGUUGAACUUCUAAAGAUGAGAAAUCAUGUGAUAUCCUUUGAGUAUGAAUUAUUUGUGUUUAAACCUAUGCAGAAUAGUCUUGAGAAAAAUGGGCACAACACCAUCACCAAUAUGCCGGGAAUUCAUUUCUGUGGAAGGAAAUGAUAUCUAUUCAAGAAGUAGACCUGAUGGAAUCAGAUUCCGUCUUGUCUCAUAUAAUAUUUUAGCUCAGGUCUACGUGAAGAGUUCUUUGUUUCCACACUCUCCAUCUCCUUGUCUCAGGUGGAAAGCUCGUUCACAUUCAAUUUUAUCUGUUCUCAAGAACUUUGGAGCUGAUUUUCUCUGUCUACAGGAAGUUGACGAGUAUGAUAGCUUUUACAAAGAACAUAUGGAACGUCUUGGUUAUUCUAGUAUUUAUGUCCAGAGAAGCGGGCAGAAGCGUGAUGGAUGUGGAAUUUUUUAUAAGCCAGACAGUGCAGAGUUGGUUUUGGAGGAGAACAUAGAAUACAAUGAUCUUGUAAAUUCAGUUCAAGAUGGAGAUGUUUUAGGUGCUGAUGAACAAGAUGACGUGCUUACUAAAGGAAAUAGGGGAGCUGAACUGAAAAAUGGUUCAGCAUUAAAGAAAGCUGCGGAUGAGCGUGGAGAUCCCAAUGAUCCUCGUGUGAGACUCAAACGUGAUUGUGUUGGAAUUAUUGCUGCAUUCAAACUCAAAGAUCCUCCACAUCAUGUUGUUGUCGUGGCAAACACACACCUGUACUGGGAUCCUGAAUGGGCUGAUGUCAAGCUUGCACAAGCUAAAUAUCUUUUAUCACGCUUGGCUCAAUUUAAGGAACUAGUAUCCAACAGACUUGAAUGUAUACCUUCAGUAAUAGUGGCUGGUGACUUUAAUUCAACUCCUGGGGAUAAGGUUUACCAGUACCUGAUUUCAGGCAACUCUUCAUUGGCACCAGUGGUGGAAUGUUUAGAAGACAUUCCUAUUCCGUUGUGCAGUGUCUAUGCUUUUACUAAAGGAGAACCACAGUUUACAAACUGCACCCCUGGCUUCACUGGUACACUUGAUUAUAUAUUCUUUUCUCCAAAUGAUAACAUCAAACCCGUCAGUUUUCUGGAGCUUCCGGACCCAGACUCACCUGAUGUUGCUGAAGGAUUACCAAACUAUAGUCACCCUAGUGAUCAUCUUCCAAUUGGUGCUGAGUUUGAAAUUACCGGGGAAUAAGUUUUCAUGGUGCAUUCCUGAAGAAAGAUAGAGCAUGACCAAGAGGACUUGAAAAACUAGUUAGCAGGUUCUAUUUUUUAUAAAGUUUUUUUUUCUUUAAUUGAUUACUAGCCUUGAUAAUUUAUUUGUGAUGACCUUCUAGACUGUAAUAAGCAAAUUGAUUUGUGAUAGUUAAGGACAGAUUAUUGAUCCAUUUUUUUAAAAAGCUAUUUAGGCAAGGGAUUUUUAUCCCAUUUUGUAGACU
This is a messenger RNA of Juglans microcarpa x Juglans regia, 1725 nucleotides long. Its product is annotated as carbon catabolite repressor protein 4 homolog 4. Bases 330 to 1481 code for a protein of 383 amino acids. Gene Ontology annotation, molecular function: poly(A)-specific ribonuclease activity. The transcript is spliced from 10 exons. The record is from RefSeq and is a predicted model, not a curated record. Lineage: Eukaryota; Viridiplantae; Streptophyta; Magnoliopsida; Fagales; Juglandaceae.